Molecule: messenger RNA, 732 nt
Organism: Musa acuminata AAA Group (dessert banana)
Lineage: Eukaryota; Viridiplantae; Streptophyta; Magnoliopsida; Zingiberales; Musaceae
Exons: 1
Coding region: 1-732 (243 amino acids)
Biological process (GO): root development; shoot system development
Source: RefSeq, a predicted model, not a curated record
AUGCAGAAGCUCAAGUCUUUGGUGGCUCAAUCCUGUUUAUCAGCCCAAACUAUAUGCGAGGGAUUGAGAGCGCUCGGAGGUUUGUACGAGUGCAUCGAGGAGCUUCUCCACUUGCCUAUGAGCAAAUAUUCCAACAUACAAGAAAAAGAAAGUGUGGAAGUGGAGUUGGACGGAUCUGUCAGGCUGCUGGACUUGCUUGGCAUCAUGAGAGACUGCAUGAUGACAACAAAGGACCAGAUCAGAACGCUUGAAAUAGCCCUCAGAAGACAAGGAGUAACAGUUGCAGAGAGCAAGAUGUAUACUCACAUUCGUUUUGACAAGAAGGCAGAGAAGGGUAUCAAGAGUAUCUUCAAAUUACUGAAUCAGAUGGAUGACAAGUAUGUCUCAUGUUGUACCAAUGGCAAGGACUCAUGGAUGGUGACCGAGAUUCUGAGGGAAGCAAGAGCAAUCACCAUUUCCCUUCUCCAGUCCAUCUUCAAAUUCUUGUCCAUGCCGACGCCGCAAGGCAAAGCUAGCAGAUGGUCUCUUAUCUCAAAGGCAUUGCAAAAGAGGAAAGUGGCCUGUGAGGGCGAGCAAGAGGAAAUUGAAGACAAUGAAGGGAAGAUACAGAGGGGACAAAAUCAGUUGCGGACAAUACAAAACAGCAUCGAAGAUAUUGAAACAGGAUUAGAAUGCUUAUUUAGAAGACUAAUAAAAAAUAGAGUCUCUCUUCUUAACAUCCUAAGCCUGUAA